Molecule: messenger RNA, 1760 nt
Organism: Mollisia scopiformis
Lineage: Eukaryota; Fungi; Ascomycota; Leotiomycetes; Helotiales; Mollisiaceae
Exons: 3
Coding region: 194-1618 (474 amino acids)
Biological process (GO): regulation of DNA-templated transcription
Molecular function (GO): zinc ion binding; DNA-binding transcription factor activity, RNA polymerase II-specific
Source: RefSeq, a predicted model, not a curated record
AAACAUCCUCCCAACGGAGCAAAUUCUUUUUCGUAUCGCAACCAUUAUUCAGCUCCCUAUCGAUACCGAUCCUACAGGACAUCUUCGCUGGUUUAUCCCGCGGAUCAAGGGUCCCCACUAUCACUGAGCAGGGAAAGAGAGCUCACCUCAACAACAACAUAUUACACUCCCGCAAUCCAGUCUUGAUUGCAAGAUGGACUCAUCCGAAUGGUCCGAAUCCGCUGCCGGUACGAAGAGAAAGCGCAGCCCUGGUGUAGAAGAAGGUCGACAAUCCGCGCCCCCUCCACCAGCCAGCCACGGAGUCGCCCCCGCUGCUCCCGCUCCCACUCCGAUCAACUAUCUGGUGAAGGCGAAAUCUGAGAGACUUCGACUCAUCGAGGGAGAUAGCGAGACAUUCUCCGAAGUCCUCUCAAUGAUUGAUGACUAUGAAGGUGUCCUCAACCGUCACGAGAGUUUUGCAGGCAAUCUUGGCGCAAGACUCAUAGGUCCACGUGUCUUGAAGUCCCUCGAGAAGAUGUUUGAGAGUCCCAUCAAGGUCAUCCAAUCUUCUUUCGCCAUAGAGCAAACGCCUGUCACCUGGUUCGACAUUACAACUUUCUCAGUGACCAAUCUCGCCGAUUUCGUGGUGUCAAAGGAAAAUUCUGUUACCCGAUGGCGCUUCUGGAUCAAGGGUGGACAAGUUGAAAUCUCUGAUUAUGACCACGAUUUACUGGUAUCUGGAGUUCCACAAAGAAUCAUCACUCCCUCCGACCCCCACCCCAACGAUGAAUCUUCCGAACUGGGAACACUGAGCAUCUUGGAAGACCGCCUGGGUAUGUUGAUUAAGAAAGCAGACGCCGUCGCUAGCAAAGCUAGGCAAUUGAGAUAUCAUCUCAAGGGCCGUAAGACUACCAUUGCGGCACGCAAAACCUCUGAGCACUCGACUAGUGCAAGUACAGAGCUUCCCCAAACUUUCGCGCCAGUCAAUCCUAGAACCAACACCCCACAACCAAACAGUGAAUCCGCGGUGCUACAGAAGCAACUCAUGGACCAGUUCCUUGAGCAUGAGCGACGAACUUCCUUACCACAAUCUCGUCCAAAGGCAAGUCGUCCCUCCACCGACGGCUUUCACACCUACAACGGACAAGACCCCGAAACUCGUCGUAUGGCAAACCCAACAACUGCGUCGUCAUCCGAGAAUGAUACUGAAGGUCGAUAUCGCGCAAUCAUGGCUGCCAAGAUCGAGAAGCUCGAAAGAGGAGAUCCUAUCAAUCCGCCGUGUGACCGAUGCAGACGGCUAAAAUUUGACUGCACGAAACAUCUCACCGCUUGUCAAGCCUGUACAAAGAAGCACGCCAAAUGCUCUUGGAAGGACGUCCAAGAAAGCGAAAUCGAUUAUGCUCCUUCGACUUCAAUCACCACUCCUCGCCCCCAAACUACAGGAACCUAUGCAGCCAACGACCAAAGCCCAGAGGAGUCCUCAAUGUUUGUAUCUCCGGCAGAACAACGAAACCACCAAAUGUUGUCAGUCACGCGCGAAGCGAAGAUGGAGGAUGCUUCUGGGACUUCAGAGGAACACUCGAAGCUGGCUGAGAUUGCAACUGCUGCUGCGGCAGCCAACCAGGGCGGCAGCAAUUGAUAAGCCUGACAAUUGUUCGGACUGGCGAUUGUUGGCCUAGCCAUAUUUGGACAUGGCAAAUGAUGAGUCGAGGAGGAUGAUUGUACGAAUUUGUAUGAUAUGAGCGAAUACCCUGCUUCCACACGAUGCUUUUUUAGACUAG